Momordica charantia (bitter melon) is the source of this 4471-nucleotide messenger RNA. Its product is annotated as protein LONGIFOLIA 2. Gene Ontology annotation, biological process: regulation of monopolar cell growth. Lineage: Eukaryota; Viridiplantae; Streptophyta; Magnoliopsida; Cucurbitales; Cucurbitaceae. The record is from RefSeq and is a predicted model, not a curated record.
AGACUUGUUAAAAAAGGGAACCAAAUAUUCCACACUUGUUUCCAUUCAUUUGAGAUGUGGAUGGAAAAUGGUUGAAAAAAGACGAUAAUUGUUAGGAAGAGAUUAGAGUUGAAGCAAGGCUUUUUUUGGUAGCACUUUUGUAAAAAUAAAAUCCCACUUUCAUAAAUUUCAUUCCACUUUUUUUUUUCUUUCUUUCUUUUCUGACAGACACCACAUGCUCUCAGCUCAAACCUCAAAGUAGAGACUAAGAGAGGUCCAUUCUUCUGACCCACCAGCCCCCAUUAUCUUCUCCACAUCAAACUCUGUGAAAAAAAUUCCAUUUCAGAUCUGACCCACCACACCCACCAAGCUUCUCUUCCUCUCUUGGCACCAAUUUUCAUCUUCUCUCUGUGUUUUCUUCUUUAAUCUUAUAUGUAAUGAGAGUAGACAAAAAGGCUGUCACCAGAGCAUCAUUCUCUGCUUAACUGGUUUCUGUGGUUUUCUUGCAUUUAAACCUCACACCCCACAGUCCACAGGCAUCUCAAUUACCCUCUUCUGCAGCUGCAUUCCCAAGAUAGAGCAAAAGGAUAAAAACCAGUCGUCUUUUCGUGUUCUGUGAACAAAACCCAAAACAAACCAUAUCUUAUGAGCUUCUCAUUCCCCCAAGUUUUGGACUUUGUAGUUCUUGGAAACGUGGGGACUCCUUACGACUUCUGGGUUUUGAAUGUUUCCUGCUUCCGUUUCUUCCUUUGUCUUUCAUUUCACAUCCAAUCCAAUUUGCAGUUGCACACUUUCAUUCUCACUUCUCUUUUCUCUGAUGUGUGACGUUUCUUCCAUUUUAACCCCAAGCAUUGUUCAGUGAGAGAGAUAACAGGGGAGGUGGAGGAAGAGACAUGUCUGCAAGGCUUACCUAUUCCUUAUCGGAUGAAAAUCAAGGCCUUCAUAAGCAGAUUGGGUGCAUGAAUGGGAUUUUUCAGAUAUUUGACCGGCGUUAUUUCCUCGGCGCCCGGAGCUCGGCCGGCCGCCACUGCAAGAAGCUCCCACCAUCGCCAGGUGAAAAUGGAGACGUCCCAAUGGAACCAAACAGUGGCUUACAGAGAACUUCGGGGAAGGACCAGAAGAAGACUGCGAGGGAGAAACAGAGGGUCUCCACAGAGUCAUCCAGAACCUCAUUUUCGUCUACCACUUCUUGUUCUUCGAGUUUUUCAUCUCUUGAUAUUAACAACAGAGCAGCUCACCUUGAGACAACAUUGUUCAGCCAUGGCGAUUUUCCCAAGAACCAGCAGCAUCAUGCUGCUACCAAGCAAUUGAGCUGCCAGUCUUUCGAGUUCCGGGAUAUUGUCAAAGACAGCAUAAACAGAGAAGCUUGUGGGAUUUCAGUCAGAACAGUGGCUGGAGAAGAAGCAGUGAGUCGUAAGUUUACACAUGUGGACUCCCCGAGGCCAUCGAGAUUGGUCGAGUCCCACGAUUCCAAGACUUUGGGAUCGAAUGAAUCAUUUCGUGUCCUUGCGAGGUUACGAGAAGCACAUAGAAAUGCCAAUGAAGAGAAUGGCAUUUCCACACAUUCAGCACCGAAAUUCAACCGAAGGCUCUCUUAUGAUGGAAGGGAAUCUUGUGAUACUGCACUAAAAUCAACCAUAAAGAUCAGAGAACUACCAAGGUUAUCACUGGACAGUAAAGAAAGCUGGGCUAAGUGUUCUGCUUCUGGAGCAAGAUCAAAUGAUCUUGUUAAGGAUUUGAAGAAGGGCAACAGGGAUUUCGACAAAACAAAUGACUACGAGCAAGAACCAGUAAGCUCGAGACAAUCGUCUAUGGUCGUCGCAAAGUUAAUGGGAUUGGAAGAUCUCCCAGGUUCAACUUCAACCAUCAAUAGUCCAGCAAGAUUGAUCAAUAUUUACCCCACCCAUGAACCAAAUUCUUUGUCAAAAUCAUCAAGGAAGAAUGAGGAGAACACACAACAAAGCCGGUUUUCUGGUUCCCCAAGGAUCUCUCAUGGAGGUUCUUGUUCACCCAGCUUGAAAAACAAUACAAAGCUUACGGUGGAAACAACUCAGAAGAGCCAGCUAAGUAGAAAUGGAGAUUUUAAUGAACCAGCUUUCGAAAGUCAUGAACUUGCUACAGAUGUGCCAAACUCCUAUUCUGUUUAUGGAGAAAUUGAGAAAAGGCUGUCAACACUGGAAUUCACAAAAUCUGGAAAAGACCUCAGAGCUCUAAAACAGAUACUUGAAGCAAUGCAAAAAUCUCGAGCGAUGUUGGAUAACAAGGAACAAGCAUCAGACUGUGCAUCGCAAAUAAGCAUGGACGGAGCCAUCGAUCAGAGUCACAGUUCGGGAGCAGCAAGCCCAAGGAAGUCGCAGCUCGAUAACACAGUUUCUUCUGCCAGAGCCAAGGAUUCUAACUCUUCAAAGACACAUAAAUCCUCAAUUAUCAUCAUGAAACCUGCUAAACACAUGGGGAAAAUCAGCAAUUCCACUCCCUCAGUGCCACUGAAUCAUGAUGCACCAGGCGAUCACACCACAAGGAAUGGGAAUGAAGAGGUGAAAAUGCAAUCUACAAAAGAUAUUGGUCCACAACAUGCUCAUCUGAGGUCCCUCCCUAGUCAUUCACAACUUUCUACAGAUAAAAAUACCAACACUAGGAUUUCGAAAUCAACAAAGUCGACGAAAGAUCUUCGCAUAGAAAUCUCAACUGCCUCAGUAAGCAGUCCAAGAGUUACAAGCUCAAGAAUACAAAAAAAGUUUGGGCUGGAGAAGCAAUCUUGCCCGACCACCUCAUCAUCAGAAUCCAGCAGGACCGAAAGGAUUAAUGGUAGAAAAGUUGAAUCAUGUUCCACAGAAAUAAAAUCAAGGCAAAAAUCUCCCACUUCGAAUCAGAAAAGUACCAAGAGAUCAAGCAAAAGCAGCAUAUGCUCCCCUGGAGAUACGAAUCAACGAGGAAGUGUUCUCCCUCUGAAGCCUGAGAGCAAGGGAAUUGCAUCAAACAUUAAUACAAAAAAUUCAAGCAACAAGCAAACUCAUAACACCAGAAGCAACUAUGUCCUGGUGGAUGGAGAUGAAUGCGAACAAAGGAAUGCAGAAAUAAUGUUGAGCAGCAGCAGCACAAAAGUCAAAGCAACAUUAACUAGCUCUGAGCAACAAAGUCCUGUCUCUGUUCUUGAUUCAACAUUUUACCAAGACGAUUCACCAUCUCCUGUCAAGAAAAUAUCACAUGCUUUUGAAGAUGACGAGACCAUAAAUUCAGAAGCAGAUUCGAGUCAAGAGGUUCCAGUUCAAUCACAGAAAAGCAGAGAGAUCCUCGGCACUGAGAUUAAGAUCUUGAAAUCAGAGAUCGACAACUUGAGGAAGCAUAUUCGACAAGUGAACUUCAGUAAUGAGUGUGAGGAGCUCUCGAGUGAUUGCCAGAAUCAUCUCUGCCAAGAAAUGAAUUCUCAGCACAAAUAUAUUUGGCAAAUACUAUCAGAAUCAGGUCUCCUCAAAGAUCUUGACCAUGGCCUUUCCGCUGUUCAGCUCCACUCACCAGGACACAUGAUCGACCCCAACCUAUUUCUUGCACUAGAGCAAGCCAAGGCAGUCAUGUGGCCUUUUAAUGGUGAUUCAUACUAUAAACAGAAUGCCAGAUCAGAAGCUCGCAAUAAAGUACAGAGGAAACUUGUAUUUGAUACUGUCAACGAAAUUCUAUUGGAUAAACUAGCAGUUGAACGUUCGUCCAAGCAUUGGCUCACAACAAGUAAUACAGCAGGAACAGAGUCAAGAGGACAAAAGAUUCUGAAAGAAUUAUGCUCACAGAUUGAUCAACUGCAAGAUAGCAACCAAAAUGGCUGUCUCAAUGACUAUGAUGAUGCCUCAAGAAACAUGAUUUGGAAAGAUUUAAUGCAUCCCUCAAGCUACAGGGGAGAUUAUCAAAAUAAUGUUCCAGGCAUAGUGUUGGAUGUUGAGCGACAGAUCUUCAAGGAUUUAAUAACUGAGAUUGUGAUGAACGAAGCAGGCUUCUCUAACAAUCAUUACAGGGAAUUUCCCUUAAACUAGGGAUUUCCCAGGAAACAUUGACAAAUAUGCAAUCUGUCCCUCUCUUGCAUCUUUAGUUCUUCUUUGACAGGGUUAGGUUCAUAUGAUAUUACCCUUUUAGAAUUUUUCUUUUUCUCUUGUACAGUGCCAGUAACCCCUGCAUGUUAAUUUAGAUGGUUGCUGGCAUUAGAACUGUAUUAGAAACAACAAUUUACUGUAUAUGAAGGCAAAGGUACAAGUAGCAUCCUUGUUUUCAAGUUCUGUCCAGGCACAUUGUAGGGAUCAUAAGGCCAUCUUGGAACACCCAGGCCCUGGAAGUUGAACAAAUUUUAAAAUUAUAAUUUUGCACCAUAACAUGACACAAGCACAAAGCUGAUAGGCCAUAUUUUCUGAUCAUUCUGUAAGAUAACAAGCCCAUCCCAAGAACAAGAAGUAUGUCACUAUGAUGUUUGAUAUGUGCAGAAUUCUAAGGAACUCUCUUUUUUAAA